Messenger RNA from Trichosurus vulpecula (common brushtail), 3102 nucleotides. RefSeq names its product glycerol-3-phosphate dehydrogenase 1 (gene GPD1). Gene Ontology annotation, biological process: carbohydrate metabolic process; glycerol-3-phosphate catabolic process. NCBI's taxonomy places the organism in Eukaryota, Metazoa, Chordata, Mammalia, Diprotodontia, Phalangeridae. The coding region runs from base 72 to 1121 and encodes 349 amino acids. The record is from RefSeq and is a predicted model, not a curated record. The transcript is spliced from 8 exons. Gene Ontology annotation, cellular component: glycerol-3-phosphate dehydrogenase (FAD) complex; cytosol. Gene Ontology annotation, molecular function: protein homodimerization activity; NAD binding; glycerol-3-phosphate dehydrogenase [NAD(P)+] activity.
UUAAAUGCUCCAAGCUGACGGAGGAGCAGGGGAGUGUGGUACAGAGCUGGCCCAGGCAGGGAAGCAGGACCAUGGCUGGCAAGAAGGUCUGCAUCGUGGGCUCAGGGAACUGGGGCUCAGCUAUUGCCAAGAUUGUGGGUAGCAAUGUGGCCCAGCUGGCACAGUUUGACCCUCGGGUCGCCAUGUGGGUGUUUGAGGAGGAAGUUUCGGGCCAAAAGCUAACAGAGAUCAUCAACACAAAGCAUGAGAAUGUCAAAUACCUGCCUGGGCACAAGCUGCCUCCUAAUGUGGUGGCUGUACCAGAUGUGAUCCAGGCAGCAGCAGAUGCAGACAUCCUCAUUUUCGUGGUGCCCCAUCAAUUCAUUGGCAGAAUCUGUGACCAACUCAAGGGUCAUCUGAAAGGAAAUGCCAUCGGGGUGUCUCUUAUCAAGGGUGUGGAUGAGGGCCCCGAAGGGCUGAAGUUGAUCUCUGAGGUGAUUCACGAACGACUGGGCAUCCCCAUGAGUGUGCUGAUGGGGGCCAAUAUUGCCAAUGAGGUGGCUGAUGAGAAAUUCUGUGAAACCACCAUUGGUUGCAAGGACCCGGCCCAGGGUCAGCUGCUGAAGGAUCUGUUGCAAACACCAAAUUUCCGAAUCACUGUGGUGCAAGAAGUGGACACAGUAGAGAUCUGUGGGGCCCUCAAGAAUGUGGUUGCUGUUGGGGCUGGCUUCUGCGAUGGACUAGGCUUUGGUGACAACACGAAGGCCGCUGUGAUCCGGCUGGGGCUCAUGGAAAUGAUCGCCUUCUCCAAGCUCUUCUGCAAGGGCCCAGUCUCCUCAGCUACCUUCCUGGAAAGCUGCGGAGUCGCUGACCUCAUUACCACCUGUUAUGGGGGUCGGAACCGAAAAGUGGCUGAAGCCUUUGCCCGAACUGGAAAGUCUAUUGAACAACUGGAAAAAGAGAUGCUGAAUGGGCAGAAGCUUCAGGGGCCCCAGACAGCUCGGGAGCUGCACAGCAUUCUGAAACACAAGGGCCUGGUGGACAAAUUCCCCUUGUUUAUGGCAGUGUACCAGGUGUGCUAUGAGGGUCACCCAGUGCAGAAGUUUAUCCACUGCCUCCAGAAACACCCGGAACACAUGUGAACAGCGCUGGGGCUGGGUUACUGAAGAUCCCCAGCUUCCUGAACCUGUCUACAGAGCAGGAGGCUCCAGGGCAUCCUGGGUGCUGAGAAAUUUUCCAGGACUUCACAGUUGCUCACCCUCAACUCAGCUGCAGGCCAAAUCAAACCCAAGCAAUUUACCUCAUCUCAGCUUGGGAAGUCCUGAAUUCUUGGGUCUUCCCCUCCUCCCACCUGCUCUCUAGGGGUGGAGUCAUCUUUCUUUUCUCUUUGGGGAUGGGGGAAAUGAACCUCAAUGCUCUCUGUCUAAUGGGGGGCCAGAACAGCUGCUACAUUUUGCUGACCUACAAAAAUUAUGCCCACAGCUAAAAACUCUGUUCUUCAGUUCCCAUGCCCAAUUGAGUGGCCAAUGAGGCGGCUAGAAGUGUCAGCUUCUUGUGGAAGUGAGGAAGUUGGUGCAGAAGCAGUUUAGGAGGUGGGCUGGGCUUGAGGGGAGGGAGAGAAGGAAGAGGAAGAAGGUAGAACCCCAUGAACCUUGGCUCCUGCCUCACCAGGGGCACCAUCCUGUGUCAAUGGAUUUCAGUGUUUGUAACAAAAUACAAAGAUCUCAACUCCCCUCCAGCUUCUCCUAGCAACAUUUCUGUCCUCAGAACCCUCUCAGCAUGUCCAUUCCCCUCCUCCCCUGGCAUCAGAAUCAACUAUGCUGGCAUCAGAGGCCCUGGGGGCGCCUCUCCCCUCCCUGGGCUUUCCUGGUUCCUGCUUUUUGAACUUUGGCACUCUCUUUGCCAGCUCCUCUCCUACAGCUGACCUUUCUAGUGACUCUCCCCCCCCCCCCCCCCCCCCGUCCCCCCGCCGGGCUCACCCACUCUAUCUCUGGGUAUCAGGAACUUAAUCUUCUGACUGAAGCAACUCCUGUACCUUUUCAGAGUGGCUUUGACUCUGACCUUUUCAUUUACCACCCCCUGCCUUACCUCCCUCUGGCCUUCAGCUGUGGAUAUGACUUCUUGAAAAGGAUAUCACUCUCUGAACGCCACCCCUCCCUUUCCUAAAAUACUCUCGCUCCUCAGUCUCAAUUCUAGGGGCUACUGAUCAUUAUAUGGUUUGGGAGAGGUACUCCAAGGCUGGUUUCUCCUCCCACUUCUGGGAGGUGGGGAGGAGGUAUUAAAAGUGAAGAAAAGGGAUCUCUGUAUACCACAUCUUAGCACAUGCAGAAUUAGAGGGGCUGAAGGGGAGCAGGACUUUUGAUUAAAGAGGGACCUCUCCAAAAGCUAGGAUUGUUCUCAGAAGACCUGCCCGCAUUGCCUCAAGAGGGUCAAACCCAGGGCCCAGGGGAAUGAGUGAAAUAUUCAUACCCAUUUCUCAAGCCAAGUUGACAAAAAGGAGUAAAGAAGGGAGGCUUAAGUGGACGGAAGGGAAUGGGGAGGAGAAGGGGGAGAUAGGGAGGAGAGGAGUACUCUUGGCCCUAGGCUUGGUCAAGGAUCAGGUGGCAGCAGCAGGAAUGUUAGCAGGUCAGCAGCCUGGGCACUGGGCUAUUAAUAGUCUUCUGGGGCUCUGUCCAGGCAGCAGAGGGGACACUAGUCAGCGAACCGCACAUUGUGGGCCACUAACAGGAAAUGGUAGCUCUUACAGCCCACCUCCAUCCCCAAAUCAGGGACUAAAUACCUCUGAAACCCCUCCUCCAAGCACUGUCAGGCAGUAAGAACAGUGGAUUUUAGGAUGUCUUGCAGGGCAGUGCAGGGCUACCAAGCCCCUGGAUAACUGAGAUGGGAGAUAGGAUUACCAAAGGAUCAGGGCCAGUCUUCUAGGUCUUCCUGAGUGGUACUGUCUUGCUGAGUUGGGGGAAAGACCAGAGAACUUACACCCACACCUGCACCACCCCAUCCUGUAGAAAUAGGUCUGAAAUUCAGCAAUACGACUUACUGGCACUGAACAGAUUCCUAACUUUAAUCUAGGUCCUUCAAGUCAGACAUCCUUGUUUCUACAAUAAAAUCAGAUUCGUUUCUGAA